Molecule: messenger RNA, 2433 nt
Organism: Centruroides sculpturatus (bark scorpion)
Lineage: Eukaryota; Metazoa; Arthropoda; Arachnida; Scorpiones; Buthidae
Product: epithelial splicing regulatory protein 2-like
Exons: 4
Coding region: 377-1024 (215 amino acids)
Biological process (GO): regulation of RNA splicing
Cellular component (GO): ribonucleoprotein complex; nucleoplasm
Molecular function (GO): RNA binding
Source: RefSeq, a predicted model, not a curated record
UACUUCUCAUUUCUUUAGGAAUUCUUCGAAGCAUCACAGCUGCUCUACAAAUCUUUCAGAUACGUCUCUUUUCUUUAAUUUCUUUUCCGCUUCUGAACUUUUCUAUGCAGCAUAACAAACUGUUUAAACAUUUUUAAAAUGUUAAUUUUAAUCCAUUCAGGUAUUAAAUAGAAGUUUAGAUCCUCAGAGCUACGAUCAGCCUCAACCAUUAAUUGCCAAUCUUCCUCAAGUCCCUUUAUUGCCUCAACAGUUGCUUCCUUCUGGAUCUCGAAGGGAUUGCAUUCGAUUAAGAGGCCUUCCUUAUGAAGCUCAAGUUGAACAUAUUCUAGAAUUUUUAGGAGAAUAUGCUAAAAAUAUUGUCUUCCAAGGUGUUCACAUGGUGUACAAUGCCCAAGGUCAGCCUUCGGGUGAAGCUUUUAUUCAAAUGGACUCAGAGCAUUCUGCAUAUAUCGCUGCGCAACAGCGACAUCAUCGAUAUAUGGUGUUCGGAAAGAAACAGCGAUAUAUCGAAGUAUUUCAAUGUUCCGUUGACGAUAUGAAUCUGGUAUUAACCGGAGGCAUACCUGUACAAAGACCUUUAUUUGCAUCAGGUGGUCUAUUAACGUCUACGAGUGGAGCUGUACUUCCGUCUGCGUAUGGAACUUAUCCUUAUGUCCAAUCGGCUCAGGUGCUUCCGACUUUAGCACCUCUUACGCCACGUGUACCAACUUAUUAUACACCUAUCUUCUACUGGCCAUAUCCCAGUCCUCCAGUAUCGCCUACAACUUAUUAUCCGCACACUGGUCCGACCAUGGUAAUUCUACGCGGUCUACCAUACACUGCUACUGUGGUGGAAGUUCUCAACUUUUUCCAGGGUAUUGCUGAGCUGUCACCGGAAUGCAUUCAGUUGCAGAGGAACGGCGACGGUCGACCUAAUGGAGAAGCUUUGGUGACAUUCCCCAGUAGAGCCGACGCAGAACGUGCAAUCCAGGAAAAGAAUCGUCAUAACAUGGGAAAUCGCUACAUAGAAUUAUUUAUGGCAUAACUCGACCAAUAGGAUUCUUCCUGCCAAGACACGUGACGGCCAAGUCCGCCAAAAAUUCGCCAUGACAGGCUCUUUGUAAGAUUUUUAAUUUUUUUUUUUUUUUUUUUUUUUUUUUAAGUGUCGAUAUUUAAAAAAAAGAAAAAAAUGUUUAUCGUUUGCUUAUUUUCUAGCCUUUAUUCAUAAUUUAUUUAUAUAAUGCUUGCCACCUAGACUAUUUGUCUGGCGUGAAAAAUUUUUAAGUGCAUUCAAAGUGCCUUACAAUGUACAAUAUAUACAUAUAUAUACACUAAAUAUUUUUGUAUGUGUUUGUAUUAAAUCAUCGCCGACUGUAUGUCCGUCCAUGUAGUAGUGCCUUAGAGACGCGUUCUCAAAUUCUGCGCAGAUUCCGUCGAGUAUUUGUGUUCGAUUUAUAGAGCUCAUGUAAAAAGAUACAAAAGAAAAAAAAAAUCUAUAUUGAACAGUUUGAGAAAGUAGAAUGGCUUGCUACAAUGCCAUGUGUGGAUAUUUUUGUUGAUUAAAGUCUGCCAAAGAUAUGUAGGUGUACCAGCAUGAUUCGUCUCGUGUGUUCAAAAAAAAAAAAACAAACAAAAAAAAAAUAUUAGCAUUAGUCAGUUAUGUAAAGUUAACGCAUGCUCGGCGUAUAUAAUUACUAUAUUAUUAUAUUAAUUUUAUUAAUAUUUUAUUAAUAUUAUUGUUACUAUUUUAUGAUAUUCUUAAAUACAUUUAGAAUCCAUAUACAAAACCAGGUAUAACUGGUUCCAUAAUCCUAUAUUUUUGAAACGUGUAUAUUUAGCAUAAUUACUAAUAAAACAUCAAUGAUCUGCACUUUUUUUAAAAAAUAUUAAGUCGCUUUUUUUUCCGAUAUCCCUAGUCUUGUUUAAGUGAGUUGCUCUCACAAAAAAAAUAUUGUUAGUGUAGAGCUAGCGCAAUUGCUGUCUAUGUAUGGUCCAGUCGAACCCUAAGAAGUGUGAUGAUAAAUUUUAAUGUUAGGUCCAUUUGUGUGUGGCCGAGAAAUUCCAUUUCUUCAACUGGUUCCCAUAUAUUUUUACAACAGCAUUUACGUUCUCUCUACUCGUUAGAUAUUGCAUUGAUGCAAAAUUGUGUAUCUUUUCUGAUAAAAAAAAAAUUGUUAUUGUUCCGUAUCGUAUAUGUUUUAUACGUCAAAAAAAAAAUGUACAUGUUCGUUAUUAAUUUUGAGAUAUUCCAAUGUCAAUAUUUGUGAUCCAAUCAAAAUACGUUGGAAAAUUUCGGAGAGUGACGGCCAAGCGCAGAACAUCUCUUUUGAGAGGAUGCAAUACUUUCUGUGGCUUGUUAAAUCGGCCUAUGCAAUAUGAUGUGUAUAUUUUUAAUAUUUUUUAUGUCUGCUUGAUUUACUUGAUUGAGAAAUAAAAUUUUCAUUGUAUUGCAAA